CUCCCAGAAAUGGGCGAGAGAGCGAGCGGCAAACUUUCAGAGGUCCCGGAGACAGGCUGUGCGCCGCCCGCCCCAGGCGCGCGGGAGUGAGUGAGUGAGUGUGUGUGUGUGUGUGUGUGUGUGCGCGCGCGAGCGCGCGUCUGAGUGUGUAAGGGGCCGAGGCUGGAAAGGAAAGCGGCCGCCUCGCGUAGAAGGAAGGAGCCUCCCCCUUCCUCGUCGCCCCCCUCCCCACUUCCCGUCCAGCUUGCUGUCGCUUCCCCCUCCGCGGGCCUCGGGGCACACGGAGACUUCCCACGGCCGAGAAGCUGGAGGAGCCUGUGGGGCUCAUGCUGGGCGGGGGACCCCAAGGCGCCCCGGCCGGUGGCGGCGGGGGCCACUGCGCAGGCAGCCGGGAUUGCUUACCACCUGCAGCGUCGUCUUUUCGGAGGAGGCGGCUGGCACGGAGGCCGGGCUACAUGAGAGGCACAGCUGGGCCCCGGAUCGGGUUCCUCUACCCAGCAGUGGCCACUCCGUUACGGGCCCAGGGAGCGGCGUGCGGGGAGGAGUCCCUCCAGUCUGAGUCCAGGGCCAGACACUGUGGCCUUGAACUUGGAGGCCAGUGGCGAGGCCCCUCUGUUGGGAGCCCAGCAGCCUCGUCUCUGACCAUUGUGGGCCACCCAGGCCUGGCUCUGACCGCUGUGAGGGGACCCUCGGGGCUCUUUGGGAUUCAGCUCAGAGCUGACACCAAACUACCUGCCAGGCUCACCAGGUCGUGUGGCCCUGGGGACACUGGGUGGCAGGGGGCGCUCCCACCCAUGGACAGUUCUGAGGCCCCAGGCCCUGGCCGGGAAGCUGCCGGCGGUGAAAGAGCAAAGGGCACCUGGACAAAAGGCUGUCUGUCCUCAGAGGAGGGGAAUGGCAGCAGGUGCAACCUUGAAAGUGGCCCCAGGGUCCCCUCUGCCCCGGCCGGCUCUCAGGAUGGCUUCACUUCCAGCUUUAGCUUUAUACGGCUCUCGCUCAGCUCUGCUGGGGAACGUGGGGAAGCGGAAGGCUGCCCGCCGUCCAGAGAUGCUGAGGCCCCUUGUCAGAGCCCCGUGGAGACGGAAGCCAAGGACGCCAGCUUGGACAGGCCCCACGCACACCCUCGACUUCUCUCUCCCCACUUCAACGUCAAGGCUGCUCAGAGCCUGGCCGACCCUGCCCAGAUGGCAGCAGGCAGCCCCCGGCUGGAGUGUGGGACGUGUUCUUUACCGGACGUGGACACUGCCUCCUCCUGCCCUCUGGUCCCCUCGUGGUCAGAGGGCAGCGGCGUGGGGGAUGCUCCCCGUUGGGAAACACUACUCAGGAGGUGCGAGCCUGUGCUGCUGGACUGCCUGCUGAGUGACCAGAGGCAGCUGGAGGUAAAGUCCUUAAGAUUAAAGCUUCAGAAACUUCAAGAAAAAGCAGUUGAGGAAGAUGAUUAUGAUAAGGCCGAGGCGUUCAGACACAGAUUGGAAGAGCUGGAGAAGGAGAAAGGCAGCCCACACUUCCAGCUUCCUUCGAGGCAGCCGGCCCUCUGCAGUCUCCUGGGCCACCUGGACGCACAGGCCCAGGCAGCCUUGCGCCACAGGGCCUCCCAGCUGGCCAGCAGUGACGGCGCCCAAGCCCUGCUCAGAAUGGAGCCAAAGCGGUUCGAACCCACUGCCCAGGACGCCCUGCAUGUGUCCAUCACCAGACGAGACUGGCUUCUUCAAGAAAAGCAGCAGCUGCAGAAAGAAAUCGAAGCUCUCCAAGCAAGAAUGUCUGUGCUGGAAGCAAAAGAUGAGCAACUGAGAAGGGAAAUAGAAGAACAAGAGCGGCUGCUCCCGUGGCAGGGCUGCGACCUGGCCGCCCUGGUGGGCAGGCUGUCCCUGGGCGAGCUGCAGGAGGUCAGCAAGGCCUUGCAGGACACCCUGGCCUUAGCCAACCAGAUUCCCCUCCAUGCAGAACCACCUGACGCCGUAAGGAGCCUCCGGGAACAGAUAAAAACCCUCAACUUGUCACUGAAGGAACUCACCGCUAAGGUGUGUAUGAGCGAGAGAAUCUGCAGCACUCUCAGGAAGAGAGUAAAUGAUAUUGAAAUCCAACUGCCGGCGCUGCUUGAAGCCAAAAUGCUAGCCGUAUCAGGAAACCAUUUCUGUACAGCCAAGGAGCUCACGGAGGAGAUGAGAUCACUAACAUCCGAGAGGGAAGGGCUGGAGGGACUCCUCGACAAACUGCUGCUGCUGAGCUCCAGGAAUGUCCAGAAGCUGGGAAGUGUGAAGGAAGACUACAGCAGACUGAGAAAGGAGCUGGACCAAGGGGAAACUGCCCACGAAACGAGUGUGAAGGAGAAUACUACGAAGUACAUGGAAAUCCUUGAGGAUAAACUGCGUAGCUGCAAGUGUCCACUGCUUGGAAAAGUGUGGGAAGCUGACUUGGAAGCUUGUCGGUUGCUCAUCCAGAGCCUGCAGCUCCGGGAGGCCAGGAGCGCCCUGUCCACAGAAGAGGAGAGGCUUAUAGAAGACUCAGGGGGAGCUACCUGUACAGCCACUCCUGCCAUCCCCUCCAGGCUCCACUCUGCAGACGAGAGGAGGAUCCCUUGGCAGGCCUUCGAAGAGUGGCAGGUUCACCUGACCGCAUCUCUGCACUGCGCUGGCAGCGAACAGAAGGAGGUCUGUCCAUCCCCAUAGCCCCAGCAGGGGGCCUACCCUGAGGGGUACUCUGGAUCCCCCCUCCAAAUGGGAACAGUAAAUAUUGGGAGGGCGACCCAUUGAACCAUGCAAACUUUUGAAGGUUUUAAUAACCCUGGAAUAUGAUUACAAAGUAACGUAGAAUCUUUGCGGAAGUUUAAAAUAUAGAAGAA
Messenger RNA from Panthera uncia (snow leopard), 2842 nucleotides. RefSeq names its product DISC1 scaffold protein (gene DISC1). Gene Ontology annotation, cellular component: intermediate filament cytoskeleton; mitochondrion; microtubule. Gene Ontology annotation, biological process: neuron migration; cilium assembly. The transcript is spliced from 11 exons. Lineage: Eukaryota; Metazoa; Chordata; Mammalia; Carnivora; Felidae. The coding region runs from base 327 to 2669 and encodes 780 amino acids. The record is from RefSeq and is a predicted model, not a curated record.